AUGACUCUCAAUCCUAACUAUGAAGCUAUCGGAAAGUCUUUUGUCCAGCAGUACUACGCAAUGCUGGACAACAAUGACACCCGCCUGCAGGUGGCCAACUUUUACUCGGAGACUCAGUCUUUGAUGACCUUUGAGGGCGUCCAGCUGCUCGGCCGUGCAAAGAUUCUGGAGAAGUUUCAAGGACUGACCUUUCAGAAGAUUCUGCACGUGAUCACCACAGUGGACGCUCAACCGACCUUUGACGGCGGCGUCAUCAUCUCGGUGCUCGGCCAGCUGAAGACAGACGAUGAUCCGCCGCACACCUUUAACCAGACAUUUGUUCUCAAAACUGCAGACGGCUCAUUCUUCCUUGAGCAUGACAUUUUCCGCUUGGCAUUACACUCAUAA
Messenger RNA from Rhagoletis zephyria (snowberry fruit fly), 387 nucleotides. The record is from RefSeq and is a predicted model, not a curated record. NCBI's taxonomy places the organism in Eukaryota, Metazoa, Arthropoda, Insecta, Diptera, Tephritidae.